CAGUCUCUCACGGCCUCAUCACCACCAUAGUAGUGAGCUAGCUUAGCUUGUUCACCACGAGAGAGAGAGAGAGAGAGAGAGAGAUGGUCUCCCGGGAGCAGAAGAGAGCGAGUUUGCAUGAGAAGCUGCAGAUUCUCCGAACUCUUACCCAUUCUCAUGCGGUAAAUAAAAUGUCUAUAAUCUCUGAUGCAUCAACAUACAUCAAAGAUCUGAAGCAGAAGAUUGCCGCACUGAACAAAGAAUUAGGGUGUGCAAAGAACAUGAAUAUUUGCGAAGAACCCUCACCUGUGGUGAGAGUUCAAGUUCUAGACAAGGGUUUCCUCAUCAAUGUGUUCAUGGACAAAAGCAGCCCUGGGCUACUAUCCUCCAUUCUGCAAGCCUUCGAUGAGUUAGGACUCACUGUGAUUGAGGCUAGGGCUUCAUGCUCCAAUUCAUUUCGACUCGAAGCAGUAGGAGGAGAGCACGAGGAAGCCGAUGGAGGGAUCGAUGCAAAUGCAGUGGAGCUAGCGGUGAUGCAAGCCAUCAAGAGCACUCCAGGAAAAUAGAGAACAUUCAUGUAUAUAUAUGUGUGUGUAUAUGCAUGCUUGAUCGAGCUGGAGCAAGGAAGAGCCAAAAAUGACCAUCUAAAUCUCUAAUUAAGAUUACUGCUCUAAUGCUAUUAUUCUACUUUACAUUGAGCGCGCUCUCUCUCUCUCAGAAGGGGACACCCUCUUAAUCAUCAAGAGAUUUAAAUUAUAUACUCCCUCCAUCCAUUAAUAUUUGACGUUGGUUAUUUCACGUCAAACAAAAAAAAAGAACCGGAGGUAAUAUCUCGCAAGAGUUGAGUUUUGUAUGUGUGCACUAAGCACCAGCUGGGUGACAUCUAAUGAAAAUGUCUAGAUAUAUAAAUAUAUCAGAGGUAUUUUUAUGGUCUA
Oryza sativa Japonica Group (Japanese rice) is the source of this 914-nucleotide messenger RNA. RefSeq names its product transcription factor SCREAM2. The record is from RefSeq and is a predicted model, not a curated record. Gene Ontology annotation, cellular component: nucleus. Gene Ontology annotation, molecular function: DNA-binding transcription factor activity; protein dimerization activity; sequence-specific DNA binding. Gene Ontology annotation, biological process: regulation of DNA-templated transcription. Lineage: Eukaryota; Viridiplantae; Streptophyta; Magnoliopsida; Poales; Poaceae.